Oryza sativa Japonica Group (Japanese rice) is the source of this 1100-nucleotide messenger RNA. The record is from RefSeq and is a predicted model, not a curated record. Lineage: Eukaryota; Viridiplantae; Streptophyta; Magnoliopsida; Poales; Poaceae.
GGAGCGUGGCUUCCAUUCGCCCAAGCCUUUCGAGUCGUCUUCUCCCCUUCUUCUCCUCCUCCUCCUCGAUUCGGAGCUCCACCCGCAGCCAUGGCUAAGAACUACCCCGUCGUGAGCGCCGAGUACCAGGAGGCCGUCGAGAAGGCCAGGCAGAAGCUGCGCGCCCUCAUCGCCGAGAAGAGCUGCGCCCCUCUCAUGCUCCGCCUCGCGUGGCACUCGGCGGGGACGUUCGACGUGUCGUCGAAGACCGGGGGCCCGUUCGGGACGAUGAAGACCCCGGCGGAGCUGUCGCACGCCGCCAACGCGGGGCUGGACAUCGCGGUGCGGAUGCUCGAGCCCAUCAAGGAGGAGAUACCCACCAUCUCCUACGCCGAUUUCUACCAGCUUGCCGGAGUUGUGGCCGUCGAGGUGUCCGGUGGACCUGCCGUCCCCUUCCACCCAGGAAGGGAGGACAAACCUGCACCCCCACCUGAGGGCCGUCUUCCUGAUGCUACCAAGGGUUCUGACCACCUAAGGCAGGUCUUCGGUGCGCAGAUGGGCUUGAGUGAUCAGGACAUUGUUGCCCUCUCUGGCGGUCACACCCUGGGAAGGUGCCACAAGGAAAGAUCUGGUUUUGAGGGACCUUGGACAAGAAACCCUCUGCAGUUUGACAACUCUUACUUCACGGAGCUUCUGAGUGGUGACAAGGAGGGCCUUCUUCAGCUUCCUAGUGACAAAGCCCUGCUGAGUGACCCUGCCUUCCGCCCACUCGUCGAGAAAUAUGCUGCAGAUGAGAAGGCUUUCUUUGAAGACUACAAGGAGGCCCACCUCAAGCUCUCCGAACUGGGGUUCGCUGAUGCUUAAGAGGUUUCUAGUCUACUACUGCUAGUACAUUGCCCGUGGUACUCUUGUUUUGCAUCUAGGCUAGGGCCAGUGUGAACCAGCAGACUACCACUGUGAGUCGCCUCUGUAAUAAAAUUUGUUCGGCCUAUGGCCAUCCUCAGUACGUUGUCAAUGUCUCGGUGGGCUGUUAUGCUCAACUGCAAUGCUGCAUCCACUGAAACCUCUUUCUAGAUGUGUUGGUAUGAAAUGCGGUAUUGCGUUCCCGAUUUCCCCUGCUA